Molecule: messenger RNA, 10052 nt
Organism: Paramisgurnus dabryanus
Lineage: Eukaryota; Metazoa; Chordata; Actinopteri; Cypriniformes; Cobitidae
Gene: sema3c
Product: sema domain, immunoglobulin domain (Ig), short basic domain, secreted, (semaphorin) 3C
Biological process (GO): axon guidance; negative chemotaxis; positive regulation of cell migration
Cellular component (GO): plasma membrane
Molecular function (GO): semaphorin receptor binding; chemorepellent activity
Source: RefSeq, a predicted model, not a curated record
UCUCAACCUCUCACUUUUCUGUCCCACUGUCAGCUGGUCGGAAUAACACCUCUCUUUACUCUCGUUGGGGAAGUCAACACUGUAUUUGUACAUCUGUGACUAGAGUCCCGAUCCUCUCUCUUCAGGACAGCACCGUAAGGGAAGCCUCAGAAGGUGAUUCAGUUCUUAGCCAGCAUCACCUGUUUUGUUUCCAGUGAGCAGGAAUAAUUACGUCUGACUGACAUUUCCAUAAAGAGGAAGCUGGAAAUUUCAUUAAGCAGAUAGCCAUGACAAACACAAGACGGUGGGCUGGUGUGACUUUCUUCUCAGCAGUCAUGGGGAGGUCAGGAGAGAUCUGGAUUUGGUCGCUGGGGAAGGCCGUAUGGUUGUUACUCACCCUCCUCCUGUUUAUUACCUACAUCCAUGGUAUUUCUCCACCACAGCCAAGGGUCCUCUUGUCAUUUCAAGAACUACAGAAAACCCAGUCUUUUGAGCACUACACCUUGUCCGAGAGGGCCAUGGAUUACAGAAUACUUUACGUGGAUGAAGACCAAGACCGUAUGUAUGUGGGCUGUAAGGAUCAUCUACUCUCAAUGGAUAUCAACAACAUCACCCAGAGCACACUGAAGAUCUUCUGGCCAGCAUCCACCACUAAGGUCGAGGAGUGUCAGAUGGCUGGCAAAGACCCCACACACGGCUGUGGAAACUUCAUAAGAGUAAUCCAGCCCUAUAACAGGACGCAUCUGUUCAUCUGCGGCAGUGGAGCCUUCAGCCCGGUUUGUGCAUAUGUUAACCGUGGCAGACGUCCUGAGGAACAAGUAUUCCACAUCUCCUCACGAGCUGAAUCAGGAAAAGGGAGGUGUUCCUUCAACCCACAAGUCAACACUGUUUCAGUCAUGCUCAAUCAGGAGUUGUUCUCUGGAAUGUACAUUGACUUCAUGGGGACUGACGCUGCCAUCUUCAGAAGCCUAACCACCAGAAAUGCUGUCAGGACGGACCAACAUAACUCCAAAUGGCUAAGUGAGCCAGAGUUUGUUGAUGCCCACUUAAUUCCUGACGGCUCAGACCCGAACGACACCAAGCUUUACUUCUUUCUGCGUGAGAGAAUGACUGACAGCAGUGGAAACACUAAGAACAUCCACACCAUGGUGGCUCGUGUUUGCCCUAAUGAUAUGGGUGGACAGCGCAGUCUGGUGAACAAGUGGACCACGUUCUUGAAGGCUCGCAUGGUGUGUUCAGUCCUGGAAGAAGAUGGCACUGAGACCCACUUUGAUGAACUUGAGAAUGUGUUUCUUUUGGAGACGGAUCACCCAAAGGGCCUACUCCUCUUUGGAGUCUUCACCUCCACAAGUUCUGUAUUCAGAGGAUCGGCUGUCUGUGUGUACAGCAUGGCUGACAUCCUGACGGUCUUCAAUGGACCGUUUGCACACAGGGAAGGGCCCAACUUCCAGUGGGUGGCUUUCCAGGGCCGGAUCCCGUACCCACGACCGGGAACUUGUCCUGGUGGCGCGUUCACGCCUCACAUCCGGAGUACCAAAGAGUUUCCAGAUGAUGUUGUGACAUUUGUGAGGAAUCAUCCGGUCAUGUUUAAUCCCAUUUACCCGGUCGGCAGGAAGCCUCUGGUGGUGCGGACGCAUGCCGAUUACAAGUACACCUCCAUAGCUGUGGACCAGGUCACCGCUUCAGACGGACACUAUCAGGUCCUCUUUCUGGGAACAGAUAAAGGCACAGUGCAGAAGGUCGUGGUUUUGCCAUCGAACGGCUCUUUGGAAGAUGAUCUGAUCCUGGAGGAGCUGGAAGUGUUUAAGAAGCCGUCUCCCAUCACCAACCUAAGAAUAUCUUCUAAAAAGCAACAACUUUACGUUAGCUCUGAGCACGGGGUAUCCCAGGUGUCUCUGCACCGCUGCAACGCGUACGGCUCUGCCUGUGCAGACUGCUGUUUAGCGCGGGACCCGUACUGCGCCUGGGACGGACUCAGCUGUUCCCGAUUUUACCCCACUGGCAAAAGGAGAAGCAGAAGGCAGGACAUUAUGCACGGAAAUCCACUAACCGAGUGUAGAGGGUUCAAUCUGAAAGCCUACAGGAAUGCAGUGGAGAUGACCCAGUAUGGAGUUAAAAACAACACCACGUUCCUGGAGUGUCAACCCAAAUCUCCUCAGGCAUCAGUUAAAUGGCUGAUUCAAAGAGAUAAUGAUCGCAGGAAGGAGGUGAAGCUGAGCGAUCGUGUGGUGUCCACCAACCACGGUCUGCUCAUCCGUUGGGUGCAGACUUUUGAUCGGGGCCUGUACUACUGUCUAGCCACAGAAAACGGCUUCAAGCGCACGCUUGCAAAGAUCCGUCUACAGGUGCUGAGCGAGGCUGUUGUCACUGCUUUGAGCGACAAACAUCAGUCUCCCUGGGGCUGGACUGCCGCGUUGCACCCGAAAGCCCUGGUCUCAGCCUUCACCCCAGCUGAGACGUUGGCCAUGCACCAAUUCUGCAAGGAGCGCAAACAGCUAAAUAGUUUACAGAAUCUGCAGAGUCCCACGAGAGGUGAUCUGGGUAAACUCAAACCGCUGCUGGACCACAGGAAGAGCAGGAACCGUCGAAACCACCUACUGGAUCAGUUUAUGGGUGCAUGAAAAGACUUAAUGAAGAAGGGAAAUAAACAAAAAGGAUGAAAAGGUACAAAGACAUUCAAGAGGUAGAAGUACAAGAGGUAGUUUGUUGGUGGAGAACAUUAAGUUUAGUUUUCUCUGAUGUGAAACUCAGUUUUUUUAAGCUCAAAGCACCUUCUCUUGUGCUUCCUGUACAACGGUCUUAUGUGCAUGAGGAACGCCCAGACCAGAGGACUCUGAGCUAUCCUCACACACACACAUACGCACAGGCACUCAAACUAAUUUGUGUUUCAUGCUGCAAUAUACAAAAGCUGAAAAUGCUAUGUUAUACAGUAGUGCUGUUAUUUGAAGUUUAACUUGUAUGUUAUGUUUUAAGGACACACCAGAAAGUAAUGCAAAAAAUAAGGCCCCUUGAAAUAUCUUAAUGAGCGGUUUUCUGUCCUGUAUUGACCGAUUUCGUACUACAAGUUGGGCUGGAACAUAUUUGCAGGCUUUGCUGUUACCUUUUAAUAGCAGUACGUUUCAUUGUAUGUCAUGAUCUUGAAACAUAAUUUAUUAUCUGCUAAUUGGUGGUGGUAAAGGGAGCGUUCCAUUUUUAGAGAUUGGAUGGAACGUUUGGACACAACUAGGUGCAAGGUCAUCAGUACAUUUGGUAAGAGAAAGACUUUAGUGUUAAGUGUGUGUGCAGUGUAUCUGCAAACAGUGAAAUUGGCCAAAUGUUAAACAUGCAUUAUAUACUGUGGAUGGUCUCCAAGUUAAAAGACAUAAAUCAAAAGGUCUCAAUUACUUGGAAUCUUCUAUAUUUCUAUAUACAUAGUCAGAUGUCCCAUACAUCCAUUUUGCACAUUACAUGGUCUGUUUGCAACAUAAUUAUAACAGUAUUAAUGUAAAUCUACCUACAACUUCUCAACACACCUAACUGAACAACGGAGCUAUAUUAAAUAUCAUUUGUAUAGUUCUUCUAAUAUUGAUCAAUCAUCAUCCAUCAUUCAGAAGAACACUGUAUGCAUACAGUAUGUGAAGUACAGUAAAAAAAUGAUGACUUAAGGAUUUAUAGGAUAUUUCUUGGAAGCUAAAAAACCCACAGAUCAAAAUGCAUCAACCCAGCUGCACUGCAGAUGUUCAUACUGGAAGUGAGGGGGGAGAAUAAAGUUUCAAGUGGGAUACAGUAACUGUACCAUCUUAGAGAGCUGGCUGACUUAGCCCAUUCAACUGUACAAAUACUAUUGUUGUGCUUGGGAAACUUUAAUUCAAGCUAGGUAGUUUUAAAGACUUAAAGUUUUUGUGAAUGUUUUUUUUAUAAGUUAUAAGUAUUGCAAAGUUUGGCAUGGUAUACUGAACCAGAAGUUGGAUUGGUCUAGAUAGCACUCUUCACUACAGGGGCACAUGCACUAUAGUUUGUACCUAUAUGACUGAGAGUUAUGAUGGCAUCAGUAUAUCACAAGUCAUAUGUACCUUUCCUUUUUUUUAUGGCAUUUUUGUUCACUUGUUGAUAAGUUGAUCCAUAUUUUACCCAACCAUGUGCUGAAACAACCCAGCAUUUUUUUUCCAAGUAUACCGAAGCAUUAUUCAAAGUGUUUACUUUUUGGAGCUUUAAAAUCCUAUGUAGGCAUAUGCUUUGAGUUUAUGAGUAAGAGCAACUUCGAAAUUCUGCUAAAUAUCUCCAAAUGCUUUUCCCCAUAUGGAAUAGUUAACUCAAGGUUCACUAUUCCUAACCCUAGCCUAGGUAACUGUGAUUGUGGAUUAUCUUGUUUUUGGUUUCACAGUCUUCACACCUAUAUUUCAGUUACACUGUAAAAAAGUUGGUUCAACUUAAAAAAGUAAGUUACCUGGUAGUGUUGUAAGACUAGUCUCAAGACCACGUUUUAAAGUUCUUGGUCUCGUCUUGGAAUUGACCGCAUUUUUACUCGUCUCGUCUCGUCUCGGUCUCAGACAAAGAGGAUUUGGGAUUUUAUUUCAAGACCGGUAAAGACCACAACUAUGGCACAUCACAAAUUAAUUUUUUAUCAUUAAUAUUAUGCAGUUUUUUCAGGUUUGGCAUAUGAUGUUGGCAUUGUUUAGGCAUUGUUUAAGUUUCUCCCAAUGACAAUUUUUCUAAUUUUCUUACUAAAAACACCUGCAUUGUGUUAAGUGGAUGGCAAGCCAUGGAAAGACAGUUCAGAAUAAAUGGUUAAGUUCAUUUCAGCUCUUUAGUGUUUGUUCACUUUUAUUUGCUUAUAGACAAAGAUCAAUUCCCACAUAUCUGCAAUGCCUUUGAUUAUUUUAUCAAUUUUUCUGAUGGCAUACACACACACACACGCACACACACACACCCACGCACACACACAAACACACACACACACACACACACACACACACGCGCAGACAAGAAGUGCCCAAUCAUAUGCAUAUUCCACAUUUUAUCAUAAGUGUUUUAAGGCAGUGACUUGCACUGGUCUUGGUCUUGACUUGGUCUCGGCCUGACUUGGUCUUGGUCUUGACUUGGUCUUGACCCUUUAAAGUCUUGGUCUUGUCUCAGUCUCGGCCUGUCUUGGUCAUGACUUGGUCUCAGUUUAGGUGGUCUUGACUAAAACACUAUUACCUGAUUUCUUUCAAAUUUAUUUCAAGUUAUUUCAACUUUAAAAUAUUAGUUUACGCAACAUAAUUUACACAACUUAAACCGUAAACUUAAUUUUUUUUAUUCAUUUUUAAUUAAUUUUCAGGGCACACCGCAGAACUUUUUGGCCACUUGGGGGCGCUAGACAUGUAUUUUUCACACCUAGCGCCCCUAGAGGCCACAAGCGCCGCAGCACUGUCGCAAAGGAAAAGAACUGGCCAACCUUAAAACUUAAAACUAAACUAAAAACUAAACCUUUAAAAACUAAACGCUUAACGAUCAACAUUUUGAGGCAUCAGGGAGAAACGCAGUCAUGUUACAACUUUCUGAUAAGGAACUCGUGGCAGAAGCCAUUUCUCAAUCUGAAGGUCGCAGCCUCCGGAUGUCGUAUUUCUUAGCUGCAUACGUCAUCAAGACUGUCUUAUUUCAGAAUAUUAACAAUUAUAAAGUUGACUAUUAUACUUAGUUAAUCGUAAAUUGUUGCCGUAUGCUUAUGAUUUGCGAAUGUAAUGCUCAGUUUACCUUAAUAAACCAGGCUUGAUGACGUAUGCAGCCUGCAUAUUUGACCUCCGGAGGCUGCAGCCUUCCAAUUGAGAAACGAUCAGAAGUAUUUCCUUGCGUUUUUCGAAACAAAUAUUGUUGCAUCGUCCCUCUCUGCCUCGCCACCAGGAUUUUCCGCAAUGGCGCUCAUUUUACCUCUCUUUUGUGUGAAAAUUGUCGCUCCAAAUCCAAGUAAACCGAUGUGUUUAGGUCUGCCGCUUUGUAAUACGUCACGCGAGUGACAGCGGAACGCAACAAAUGAGGAAGAGAGAAACGCUCGGAUCUGAUUGGUGAAUGAAUAGGGUUUGGUUUUACACUGUGUGAGUUUGAGCAAGUUUGACUGCUAUAGCAUACUGGAUUGUAAUGUAAAUACCACCGUCAUUUAUAAAGAAGAUCGCAUUUAUUUAUGAAUCAACGGGUCGCCCGUGUCAUAGUCACAUAACAGAAGAUGCUCUCUACACUCGUUAAGUAGCCUCCAGCAAAAUUGAUGUAAAAAAAAAAUGUGUUGAGGAAGUGACGUAUGCCGUAAAUGUAAAGCAGUCAAAUUUUGUAGUUUUUUUUGUGCUCUGGUUACUACCCGAAACCCUAAGUUUUAAAGUAUGAGUAAAAGCGAUACAGGCCCCGUCAGGCUAUGGUAGACAUGUCAUUCAACCUAUUUAAAGUCAAUGUACUAUCACAAGGGUCUUGAAAAUGUAUUAUGAAGAUUUGAAAAAUUACAUGGUGUCGCUUAAGGCAAGCACUUUUUAAGUUGAACUAACAAAUAAUUUUUUUACAGUGUAGAAAUGUAUCUAAUGUAUGCAGGCUUCAUUAUUAUACACAGUAAAAUCAUUUGUUUUAUACUGUAAUAUACACUGUAAAAAAUGCAGCACUUUUUUUAAAUCAACAUAACUUUUUUAGUUAAAGUAGCAUAAAAAUAUAAUUUAAAACAAUUUCAAGUUAUGUCAACUAUUCACAGGUCAAUACUUAAAGUAGUAUGUUGAAUUGACUUGCAAAACCAUGUUGUUUAACUUCAUGCUGCUUUUUUUUACUGUGUAAUAAUUCACAAUUGUCAACCCUGCAUUAACAUUUUUCAUAUUUAUUACAUCAAAAACAUUUAUUGGGCAAAUAAUGUUCUUAUUUGUAUAUUAAUUAGGUCAAUAUCAUUGACUAAUAGAACUUAAAGUUGUUUUAGUACACUGUAAAAAAUACUUAAAUGCCUUAAAUUUUUUGGUUACAUCAACUCAGAUUUACAAGUCAUGUCAACAAAGAUGAGUUGUCACCAGAGGUGUAAAGUACUUGAGUAAUUUUACUUGAUUACUGUACUUAAGUAUUAUUUUUGGGGAUUUUUACUUUACUUGAGUACAAUUUAAAAUCAGUACUUUUACUUUUACUUGAUUACAUUAUUUUAAGAAAAAAAGUACUUUUUACUCCUUACAAUUUUAUUUACAGUCAAAAAGUACUUAUUUUUUAGAGAUCACUUUAUUUUCCCUUACUCUUACCAAACCAAUUGAAUUGUGCUGACGGACAGUUUAAUUUAAAUGUUAUUUAUUUUCCUUGGCCGAGAUAUAGCGUGCCACUCUCUGAAAUUCAUACGGUCGUAGCAAAGGGUGUUCGCCCUUCGGGUCCCUUAUCCUACCUGAGAGGGCCUUUUCAACGAGCCAACCCCCGACUCUCUAACCCUUUCUGUGGCCGACGGUCUCCUGAAUUUCAAACGUUCGUGGCUCGGUCGCUUUAAGUCCUAGGCAUUCGCCCUUGGCGUCCCUUAUCCUGAGAGGGCCUUUCCAAUGAGCCAACCUUGACGCUCUAACCCUUUCCCCGGCUGAGAUACAGUGGUCAUUCCCCUGAUUUUCCCACGACCGUAGCUUGGAUGCCUUUGGGUCGCUUAUACCCGAGGGGACUUAAGGUGCCCGAGCUACAGCCGUGGAAAAAAUCGGGGAAAGGACCACCGUAUCUUGGACGGGGAAAGGGCUAGAGACUCAUGGGGGGCUUGUUGGAAAGGCCCUCUUGGGUAGGAUAAGGGACCCGAAGGGCGAACGCCUUGGACUUAAGGUGCCUGAGCUAAGGCCAAGGAAAAUUCUGGGAAGGGUUGACCAUAUCUCGGCCCGAGAAAGGGCUAUAGACUCGCGAGUGGGCUCGUCGGAUGAAGAUUUUUUCGCUUCUUUGAAACCGACAACACAUUAAGCCAGCUAAAAGUUGGAUGGAUAUCUGGCCUGAGUUUCAGACACCAGGAAGUCUCUGCUCACGUUCACUGCUAUUUGCAGCCUCUCUAUCAAGACUAAGACCUUGUUCACGCUGUCCGUCCAAAUCUAAUUUUGUUGCAUGUCUGACUGGACAGACUCACUGUCCACAUUGUGUAUCACAACUGUUUAGAUCCGAUCUGUGCGUCCUGUUGGGUUUUGCAAUUUUCUGGAUUAUCUGCAGUGUUUCUAUGGCAAUGACGUCACACUGGCACAACAAUCGUGUUUACAUUUUGCGUGACGCAACAGCAUUACGUAACCGAAAAGCUACAAAAAUACGAUCAGAGCGGUCAGACUUAAAUGUAUUUCUGGAAAUGUGAUUUGAAAAGUAUUUCAAACCACCUCUGGAUAUAGCUUGAAGCAGAAAAGAAAAAAACAGAUUUCAUGUGGUUUUUAGCCGUUCACACGUUCUAAAUGUGAUUGGGUUCCAAUCGAAUAUGAACCAAAAUCAGAUUUGGACUGACAGUGUGAACAAGAACUAAUACAACUCUAUCUGCACUGGCUGUCUGUGAGAUGCUUGAUACUCAAUUUUGAAAAUCAGCUUCUGCUUUAGUUAAAUUCGAGGUUUCAAAACUUUGAGUAGCAUGUUGGAUACUGAAAUUAGGUCGUUUUAUAGUUGAAAUACAAUUAAAUACAAACAGUUGUAAAGCAGGAUAAAAUCUUGUAUGUGGUGCAUUCACUUCAUGUUUUUAGAGAUUAAAAGCUUAAACAAGAAUCUCUAGUUUAAAUUUUUCCUGUUACUUUUACUUUUUUAAUACUCAAGUAAAAUUUUAAUGUGGUACUUUUUACUUUUACUCAAGUAUGAUUCUGGCCAGAUACUUUUACUUUUAAUUGAGUAAAAUUUACACUCAGUACUUGUACUUUCACUUGAGUAACAUUUUUGAGUACUUUUUACACCUCUGGUUGUCACAACUUAUAAAAUAUAGUUGUGAGAAGUCAACUAAAUUUUAUAAGUUAUAACAACUCACCUGUAGUUAUAACAACUCAUCUCUAGUCAAGAUAAAUAAUAGUAAGUUGAAAUGACUUGUAAAUCCGAGUUGAUUCAACAAAAAAUUUUAAGGCAGCAAAGUAUUUUUUACAGUGUAUCUGAUUGUCCAUCUGUUGAAAUGACGCAACUUUAGUCCACGUUGGCUGUUAAAGUCACCUUAAACGUUACUUUUUGAUAUUUCUAAGAUGCUAAUGUUUCUGAAACUGUACAAAGUUCAUAAGUGUGACUAUGUCUGUGAAAUCCAGGCUAAAGUCUUAAAAUCUAAUUAUGAGAUCAGGAGCAUCAAAGCUUGAUUUCACGUUGAUUUCAAUCAUUACCUUACUCAGUCAAUAUUAAAGAUAUAAGGUUUAUAUUUUACCAGAAUGUUGUUUACAAUGUUUUUAUGUAAAGUAGUAAGCUGGGUAUUUACAGGCAAAGUCACAUAUAUUUAAUUAGUUAGUUAGGUAACCACUGAUGCAAUCUUAUGAUGCAGGGUGAGACUCUCACUUCCUUUGACACCCCAGAUAUACCACAUGCAAAUUGUUUCAUUGUUAUAAAGGCACAUGUUAGCUGAUGUUAAUGAAUGUUGUGUCCAUAUGUUUUGAUUUGUUCAGUAUGCACAGCUGUAAUGUGAUUGUUGUGUUGCACAUGACAUUCAGUUGACGUUUAGGAUGUAGAAAUGUAAGGAUUGUACAGGUUUUACUUUGUUUUGAUGUUUAUGUAACUUAUGUCUUUUUGUACUUUGAGUGCUUGUGUUUUUAAAACACAUUUCUGUUUGUAAAUAGUUUUUAAAUUCGGUUUCCGAUCAAACGUUGACAUUCAGUUAACUUUGAUUUCGCAGUAGAGUUCUUUGUGAUUAUUAUGGUACAUUUAACUCUUAAAUUAAAAUGUCUUUUAAUGCAAAAUACAAGGGAUAGUUUUGACUGAAUCUGCAUUUUGCAGAAAUACACGUUUCACAUUCUUAGUCUUCAGUGGCAUUUUGUCCUCUCUCCAAAGUGCUGUAAAAUGAAACUUGUUUUAAUAUUAUACCAUAACAAAUAUGACGCUGUAUCCCUGUGAAUGUUAAUGAUAAUUUUAUCAAAUGUUUUGAUUUAUGUAUUCCUAUUUAUUAAUGAUAUAAGCCUGAACAACUGCAUUAAAACUAUUUCAACCUGUCA